Closterium sp. Yama58-4 is the source of this 321-nucleotide messenger RNA. The record is from the annotation of a GenBank genome assembly. Lineage: Eukaryota; Viridiplantae; Streptophyta; Zygnematophyceae; Desmidiales; Closteriaceae.
AUGGGGAUGGGGAUGGAGGAGGAGGAGGAGGAGGAGGGGGAGGAGGAGGAGGAGGAGGAGGAGGAGGAGGAGGAGGAGGAGGAGGAGGAGGAGGAGGAGGAGGAGGAGGAGGAGGAGGAGGAGGAGGAGGGGGAGGAGGAAGGGGGGAAGGGGGCAGAAGAGGAAGCGACAAUGAUGGCAGCAGUAGGGGCGGGGGCAGAAGCAGAGGCAGUGGUGGUGAUGGUGAUGGUGAUGGUGGUGGUGAUGGUGAUGGUGAUGGUGGUGGUGGUGGUGAUGGUGAUGGUGGUGGUGGUGGUGGUGAUGGUGGUGGUGAUGUGGUGA